AUGUCCUCCGCGAAUCCCGAUUACAAGUGGCGGCCAGUCCCAACCAACCAUUUUCGUUACUUGAGGGCCUGCAUGGUCUGCGCCGUUGUUCUCACUCUCGAUGAGUUCACAAGAAAGGGGUGUCCUAACUGCCACCCUGUUCUCGACUACACUACUGGUUCCGACCUCGCUCAAAUGUGCACGUCUCCGAUAUAUGAAGGCUGCAUUAGUAUCGACAAGCCAACUGAGAGCUGGAUUGCAAAGUGGCUGAGACUGGAUAAAUACGUCCCGGGCGUCUACGCGACAAAAGUUGUCGGUGAUCUCCCUGAGGACGCCAUGGAUUAUCUCAAUGCCGAGAACAUCGAAUACAUCCCCCGCGAUGGUAGCGAAAAUAAUCUGGAGUAA
Molecule: messenger RNA, 384 nt
Organism: Orbilia oligospora ATCC 24927
Lineage: Eukaryota; Fungi; Ascomycota; Orbiliomycetes; Orbiliales; Orbiliaceae
Exons: 3
Coding region: 1-384 (127 amino acids)
Biological process (GO): positive regulation of DNA-templated transcription, elongation; chromatin organization; regulation of transcription elongation by RNA polymerase II
Cellular component (GO): DSIF complex; nucleus
Molecular function (GO): zinc ion binding; RNA polymerase II complex binding
Source: RefSeq, a predicted model, not a curated record